Messenger RNA from Neltuma alba, 8755 nucleotides. Its product is annotated as serine/threonine-protein kinase ATR-like. Gene Ontology annotation, biological process: DNA damage checkpoint signaling; DNA repair; telomere maintenance. NCBI's taxonomy places the organism in Eukaryota, Viridiplantae, Streptophyta, Magnoliopsida, Fabales, Fabaceae. The record is from RefSeq and is a predicted model, not a curated record. Gene Ontology annotation, cellular component: chromosome; nucleus. The transcript has 16 exons. Gene Ontology annotation, molecular function: protein serine/threonine kinase activity; protein binding. Bases 39 to 8204 code for a protein of 2721 amino acids.
UUGAGAGGGAAGAUAAUAGAGAAGAGAAUGAAAGCAGGAUGGCCAAGGCCAACCUUUCGAGCCUUCUACACGAACUACGAGAACGCAUUGCAGCUUCGUCAUCCUCGCCUAGCCCCGGUAAGGCUGACGACGAUGCUUUGGAGAUCAGGUUCCGCGCUGUGCUUCCCAAUCUUCUUCAUGCUUGUGUCUUCCCUUGUUCCUCUGCAAAUGAGAGAGAAGUGAUUGCAGUGGUGAAGCUUAUAUCUCGUAUUGCAAGAAAUUUUCCUGGAGUCUUUUACCAUGGCAAGGCUAGUGCCUUAGUACCAAUCAUUGGUCAGAUAUUACCUUUCUUUGCAGAGCCCGCAUUUGGAUCUCGUCAUGGGGUAAUCUUUGAAACUCUUGGGUCACUUUUAUCUUUGCUUCGCACUGGAGCACGAGAUGCAUAUAGACAAUUUUGUGCUGAUGCCAUGUUAGUCGUUGAAGAUAUUAUACACCUGGUCUCUCUCUGUCUUCAUGAUGCUAGCAGCACACAAUCCACUAGGCUAAGGUUGAAGUGCUUUUGUGAGUCCUUUAAAGGAAUUGUCAGUGAUCCUGCUAUUAUUGGAGAUCUCCCAGCAAGUAACAAACCUGUCGAUGGAUGUGGUUUAUUAAUUGACCUGAGCAACAAAAGGAGAUGGCAGCCUUUUGCGACUUGGAUUUUAAAGCUUCUCAGCAAAUGUCUAACAGAAGGGACACUGUAUGUUGAGGGCUUGGUCAACACAGCAUUUGUCUCUGCUGCAUGUUCUCUUUUAUGCUACGGGGAUGCUGCUCUGCAUAUGGCAUGUUUUGACUUUGUGGGCAUCAUUGUAACGGUGACGAACUAUCAUAUUGUACCCUAUCAGAAUUUUAUCCAGUCCAUAAUUACUAUCUUGAGUGUGGACAAAGAGGGGCUUCCUGUAUUCAGAAACAUGGCUUAUGAUUCAUCCAUGGGUAUUUGCCUCAAUUCACUCUACUCCAGUUGCUCAGAAGAUGUUGUUAAAUCAACAGCUGCUGAUUUAGUCAAUGUGUUCCUGCAAUCGGUGCGGAGAACGGAAAGCAAGGAACUCAAGGUUGCGCUAUGCACAGCAUAUGUGAGGAUUGUUAAAGUUUGCCCUCCUCAUACCUGGCAGCCAGAAUCUCUCGUAUCUGCACUUUAUCAUCCAGAACCAUUCUUGCCUUUAAUAGAGUGCUUUCAAGCAGCUUUAUCUAAUCUUGGUCCACAUCUUGUGGGAAUGCAAGUUUACAAUAAGACCUUAACCAUAUCAGCACAUGAAGAUAACCUCAGACUUGGAGAAAAGAGGCCCUUUCAGGAGGCGGGCCAAUUAAAGAUCAAACGACAAAAAUUAAAUGAAGACGUUGUUGCUGAUGCGAAUGUCGAGGUGCAAUGCAAAUAUGUUCAUAUGGUUACUUUAGCAAAGGGAGAAGAUUAUGCUCACAAUAUGAAUAAGUCUCUUCUGUCAUUUGUUCAAAAUUUAAAUGCUCCUGCUACCGAACCUUCUCCCCUGAGACCAGAUAUAGCAUUAUCAGCACUUAGCAUGCUUUGCAUUGUCUUCUCUAUGUAUCCAGAUACCCAUUUGUCACUUAUUGUCUUCCGGCAGAUGCUUUCAUGGCUUCCUUGGAUAGUUGAGCAGGCAAAACAUGAGAAAUCGAUUAGCGUUAAUAUCUCCAUUUACCUGGAAGGAAUUCACAGCAUAUUGCUUUCACAAAGUGCCUCUUUCGGAGAGAACAAAUUAUUACAUGGCAAUCAUGAUGCAGACCUUUGGCAUGUAGUGCUGAAACUUCCCUGGACUCAUAGGCUUCCGGCUGUUGAUCAUCAUUGUCCAUGGAAAACAAAAUGUCUAUCUCUUCAAGUUGCAUCUAAGCUAGGUUCAAGUUUGAACAAUGAGGUUGUUCUAGAAGUUCUAGAUUUGGGUCUUUUUGAUGAAGCUGAAGAAGUAAGAAUUGAAGCUGUCAUUUCUAUGCCAGUGAUGGUUUUGUGGUUUGGUCAUGAUUUGUUACCUCCAGUCUUUCAAAGGAUGGAGUCUUUAAAGAGAAACAAUGCAAGAGUCAAAACAAUUGUUGCUAAAUCUCUUGGUCUUUUGUCAUGCCUUUACGGAUGUAGUAGAUCUGUAUCUGGUUACACAAAUGAGUGCAAAUUAUAUCUCAAUGCAAAAAUUGAAAAAACAUGUUCGACAGUUGAUUGUUUGCUGCAAGGUCUCAGGUGUUCGAAAUGUGAUAGAAAAGUAAUUUCCAACUGCAGUGAGCAUCAUCCUGCUAUAGCUUUUCGGUUGGAUAUCCAUGAAGAUGUCAGUUCUGAUUAUAAUUUUAUUCAACUACAGUCGUUAUUUUUUGAACUCCUUUUUGAUGGGUCCUCUGAAGAUGUCCAAGUUUCCUGUGUGGCAGUUAUUAAUCGUAUUCUUGCACAUGGAGAUCCUGAUGUUUUGCUGAGAACGAGGUCUGAAUGGAUAAAAUGUGUGGAUUUUUUACUUGUUAACAAGAGCAAGGACUUGAGAGAAGCAUUUUGCAGUCAAAUCAGUUCCUUUGCAGAGGACCGUAUUUUGAGUUUAAUUUUUCCAGAGGACACUGAAAAAGGUAAGGGAAAAGGAUUCCUGGAUAUAAUUAAACAUGCUGUGGCAGCAGCUGAAAGUCCCCUGAUAUUAGAGGCUAUUUUGGAAUGUACAUCAGAGAUCAUGGCUGCUGUUGGUAUAGAUAACCCACUUUUCUUGUGUUCCCUUAUACUAUUGGUUGAUCAGCUUGAUAAUUCACGUGUGACUAUAAGAAUGAAUGCCUCAAGGUUAAUACAUAAAUCCUGUUUUCUGCAUCUUAAAGGAGGACUUGAGGUAAUUCUUUCCAAAGAUGUUCUUAUUCGAACCCAACUCUUUAAUUAUCUCUCUGAGAGACUUGCCAGCCGCCCCCACUUAGUGAGGGAGUUUGCUGAAACUGUUUUUGGUGUUGAAACUGAAGAAUUUGUCAAGAAAAUGAUUCCUUUUGUUCUCCCUCAGCUUGUGGUGUCUCAACAGGAUAAUAGUCAAGCACUUCUUACCUUAUAUGAGUUGGCCAAGUGCUUGAACACUGAUAUGGUGCCUCUAAUAGUUAACUGGUUGCCAAAAGUCCUUGCUUUUGCUCUUCAUCAAGAAGAUGACCGGCAGUUACUUGCUGCUGUGCAGUUUUACCAUGCACAGACUGGUUCUGACAAGCAGGAAAUAUUUGCAGCUGCAUUACCUGCACUUUUGGAUGAACUUGUAUGCUUUGUCGAUGUUGAUGAUGCAGAUGAGAUAAGCAGAAGGUUAGCAAGAGUGCCUCAGCUAAUCAAAGACAUUGCUAAAGUUUUGACGGGUGGGGAAGAUCUUCCAGGAUUUUUGAGGAGUCACUUUGUUGGCCUUCUUAAUAGUAUAGAUAGAAAAAUGCUUCAUGCUGAUGAUUUUGUGCUUCAGAGGCAAGCCCUGACACGUAUUGAGAUGUUGAUUAAAAUGAUGGGUUCCCAUCUUAAUACUUACGUGCCUAAACUGAUGGUUCUCCUUAUGCAUGCCAUAGACAAAGAAUCACUUCAAGGGGAGGGUCUAUCUGUCUUGCAUUUUUUCAUUGAACAGUUGGCCAAAGUUUUGCCAUCUAGCAUUAAGCAUAUAAUUUCUCAAAUUCUGGCUUCUCUUCUUCCUUUCCUGGAAAGAGACAGAGAAAAUCCUUCAAUACAUAUUGACAGAGUGGUAAAAAUUUUAGAGGAACUUGUAUUGAAGAACAGUGUCAUUCUGAAUCAGCAUAUACGUGAGUUUCCUCCGUUGCCUAGCAUCCCGGCUCUGGCAGAAGUUAAUAGAGCAAUUGAAAAAGCUCGUGGAUCAAUGACCUUGAAGGAUCAAUUGCGAGAUAUAGUUGAUGGUUUAAAUCAUGAGAACUUGAAUGUGAGGUAUAUGGUAGUGUGUGAACUGCGUAAGCUUCUGAACCUAAGAUGGAAGGAUGUUACAACUCUGAUCAUUGCUGAAACUAGUUCUGAUUUGGAUGUCUUGAGUUCUUUGAUCACAUCUUUACUUAGAGGGUGUGCAGAAGAAUCAAGAACGGCAGUUGGACAGAGAUUAAAGUUGGUCUGUGCUGAUUGUCUUGGAGCCCUUGGUGCUGUUGACCCUGCUAAAGUAAAGGGAUUUUCAUGUCAGCGUUUCAAAAUUCAAUGCUCUGAUGAUGACCUCAUAUUUGAGCUGAUCCACAAACACCUAGCUCGAGCAUUUAGAUCAGCACCAGAUACUGUUAUUCAAGACUCAGCUGCAUUGGCCAUACAGGAGCUUCUAAAAAUUGCUGGUUGUGGAGCAUCACUUGAUGUAAAUGCAUCAACUUCCACAUCACAGGCACAAAAGGAUAAAGAAACUUUGGUAGCUGUUGCAUCUGAGUUUGAGUGUACUGAUGGUAUGAGUCGGAUGAAUAAUAGGGGCCAGAGAUUAUGGGAUCGAUUCUCUAAUUAUGUGAAAGAAAUAAUAGCCCCAUGCCUAACAUCUAGAUUUCAGCUUCCUAGUGUGGGUGACUCAACAUCUGUUGGUCCUAUUUACCGCCCAUCUAUGUCAUUUAGAAGAUGGAUAUUUUUUUGGAUAAGAAAACUAACUGUGCAUGCCACUGGAUCCCGUGCAUGCAUUUUCAAUGCUUGCCGAGGUAUUGUGCGUCACGAUAUGCAAACAGCAAUAUAUUUACUUCCCUACUUAGUUCUUCAUGCUGUCUGUCAUGGCACUCAGGAGGCACGUUGCAGCAUAACAGAAGAAAUCCUUUCUGUUCUUGAUGCAGCUGCAUCAGAAAACAGUGGUGCUUCAGUUCAUGGGUUUAGUGGUGGGCAAAGUGAAGUUUGUAUUCAAGCUGUGUUUACUCUUCUUGAUAAUCUUGGACAGUGGGUGGAUGAUGUUGAACAAGAAGUUGCUCUUUCCCAGUCAUCUCAUUCAUCAGCUAAGCAACAAAAAUCAAAGGAUCAAAGUUCAAUUUCUUUGGCUGUUCAGGAACAACUCCUUGUUCAGUGUAAGUAUGUUUCAGAGCUUUUAUCUGCAGUUCCAAAGGUGACCCUUGCUAGAGCUUCCUUUAGGUGUCAGGCUUAUGCAAGGUCUUUGAUGUACUUUGAAUCUCAUGUGAGGGAAAAGUCAGGUGCUUUCAACCCUGCCGCUGAGAGGAGUGGCACCUUUGAGGAUAAAGAUGUUUCCCAUCUUAUGGAAAUAUACAGUUGUUUGGACGAGCCAGAUGGACUAUCUGGCUUGGCAUGUUUAUGCAAUUCUUUGAGGUUGCAGGAUCAGCUACUAAUAAAUAAGAAAUCUGGGAACUGGGCUGAUGUUUUGACUUCCUGCGAGCAGGCUUUGCAAAUGGAGCCUAACUCAAUUCAGAGACAUUCAGAUGUUCUUAACUGCUUGUUAAACAUGUGCCACCUUCAGGCAAUGGUCACUCAUGUUGAUGGUCUAAUUUCUAGGAUUCCUCACUACAAGAAAGCAUGGUGCAUGCAAGGUUUGCAGGCAGCCUGGAGGCUUGGCAGGUGGGAAUUGAUGGAUGAGUACCUCAGUGGAGCUGAAGAAGAAGGUUUACUUUGUAGCUGCUCUGAAAGUAAUGCUUCAUUUGACUUGGACGUUGCAAAGAUUCUCCAGGCAAUGAUGAAGAAGGACCACUUCUCAGUUGCAGAGAAACUUGCUUUAUCUAAGCAUUCACUAAUUGCCCCCUUAGCUGCUGCAGGCAUGGAUUCAUACAUGCGAGCUUACCCAUUUGUUGUAAAACUUCACUUGCUACGGGAACUGGAAGACUUCCAUUCUCUUUUGAGCGGUAGCUCUUUCUUAGAGAAAUAUUUUCAUUUGGAUGAUAUAGAUUUCUCUAAAAUGAUGGAUAAUUGGGAAAGUCGACUUAGAUUUACACAGCCAUCACUUUGGGCCAGGGAGCCACUUUUGGCUUUCAGGAGACUGGUUUUUGGCGCCAGUGGUCUUGGAGCUCAAGUUGGGAAUUGCUGGCUUCAGUAUGCAAAACUAUGUCGCAUGGAUGGUCAUUAUGAAACAGCUAACAGGGCAAUUUUAGAAGCCCAGGUCUCGGGUUCACCUAAUGUCACCAGGGAGAAAGCUAAACUUCUCUGGAGCACCCGUCGGUCUGAUGGAGCCAUUGCAGAGUUGCAACAAUCUCUGUUGAACAUGCCUGUUGAAAUUUUAGGCUCUGCUGCAAUAUCAUCUAUUUCGAGCCUUUCCUUAGUACCACUUAAUCCUCCACAUCUUAUUUGUGACAGUCAAGCUAUGAAUGAGAGCAAAGAUAUAGCCAAGACCCUUCUUCUCUACUCAAGGUGGACUCAUUACACUGGGCAGAAGCAGAAGGAAGAUGUAAUAAGUCUUUACACGAGGGUAAGGGAACUGCAGCCCAAGUGGGAGAAAGGGUACUUCUAUAUGGCUAAAUAUUGCGAUGAGGUGCUUGCUGAUGCUAGGAAACGCCAGGAGGAGAACUUUGAACUUGGUCCUAGACAUGUUUCUGCAGCUUCAGUUGUUGGCUGUUCAAAUUCAAAUGUUGAGAAGCGUUGGUGGUCCUAUGUGCCUGACGUGCUGCUAUUCUAUGCAAAAGGGCUUCACAGGGGACACAAAAAUCUAUUUCAGGCACUUCCAAGGUUAUUAACCUUGUGGUUUGACUUUGGGAGCAUGUAUCAAAGAAGCGGUUCAUCUAACAAGGACCUGAAGAAUGUACAAGGGAAGGUAAUGAGUAUUAUGAGAGGCUGUUUGAAGGAUUUACCAACAUAUCAGUGGUUGACGGUGCUGCCUCAAUUGGUAUCAAGAAUAUGCCACCAGAAUGAAGAAAUUGUUCGACUAGUCAAGCUUAUCAUUACCUCAGUUCUCCGCCAGUACCCCCAUCAGGGGCUAUGGAUUAUGGCAGCAGUUUCGAAGUCAACUGUUCCUUCGAGGAGGGAAGCAGCAGCAGAAAUAAUACUAGCUGCACGUAAAGGUUUCAGCCCAGGAAGCAAUGAGAGCAAUUUGUUCGUUCAAUUUGCUAGCCUCAUAGACCAUCUGAUCAAGUUGUGUUUCCAUGCUGGCCAGCCCAGAGCGAGGACAAUUAAUAUUUCCACUGAGUUUAGUGCUCUUAAGAGAAUGAUGCCCCUGGGAAUUAUCAUGCCCAUUCAACAAUCUCUGACUGUUAAUCUGCCUGUAUAUGAUGGAAACCUGAGCGAUUCACUGACGUAUACUAUCUUUUCCCACACAGAUCUUCCUACUAUAUCAGGCAUUGCUGAUGAGGCUGAGAUUCUCUCUUCUCUUCAGCGACCUAAAAAAAUAAUUCUACUAGGCAGUGAUGGUCUUGAACAUCCAUUUCUUUGCAAACCCAAAGAUGAUCUCCGCAAAGAUGCUCGCAUGAUGGAAUUUACUGCAAUGAUCAACCGGUUGCUAUCCAAAUAUCCUGAAAGCCGCCGAAGGAAGCUUUAUAUUCGUACAUUUGCUGUGAUUCCUCUGACAGAGGACUGUGGUAUGGUAGAGUGGGUGCCUCACACUCGUGGACUUCGACAAAUUCUUCAAGACAUAUACAUUACUUGUGGAAAGUUUGAUAGGCUGAAAACUAAUCCUCAAAUCAAACGAAUUUAUGAUCAAUCCCAAGGUAAAAUGCCAGAAGAUGAGAUGCUGAAGAACAAAAUUCUGCCAAUGUUUCCUCCUGUUUUCCACAGAUGGUUCUUGACCACAUUUUCUGAGCCUGCAGCAUGGUUCAGGGCCCGUGUUGCUUAUGCUCACACUACUGCAGUUUGGUCCAUGGUUGGACACAUCGUGGGACUGGGUGAUCGGCAUGGUGAAAAUAUUCUUUUUGAUUCAACCAAUGGUGACUGUGUUCAUGUUGAUUUCAGUUGCUUAUUUGACAAAGGAUUGCAGUUGGAGAAGCCUGAGCUUGUGCCCUUUAGGCUAACCCAGAACAUGAUUGAUGGGUUAGGCAUUACUGGAUAUGAGGGUACCUUUUUGAGGGUUUGUGAAAUUACCCUCUCUGUACUGAGGACACACAGGGAGACUCUUAUGAGCGUGCUUGAAACUUUCAUCCAUGAUCCUCUUGUGGAAUGGACGAAGUCUCAUAAAUCAAGUGGAGUAGAAGUUCAGAAUCCACACGCACAGCGUGCCAUCUGUAAUAUUGAGGCAAGGUUACAAGGAGUAGUAGUUGGUGUUGGGGCUGCCCCAUCAUUACCUCUUGCAGUAGAAGGUCAAGCUCGUAGGCUAAUUGCUGAAGCAGUUUCUCACAAGAAUCUUGGAAAGAUGUAUAUAUGGUGGAUGCCGUGGUUUUAAGUAAUCAAUUGAUUGGAAAAAAAUUCAGACAGGAUGCAGGGGGUGAAUGGGUGCCCGAUCGCAGCAUGCCACGAGCUGUGUUAUGAGAUGCGCAGGAAUUGGAAAGCGGAGCCAAAACCUUGAAAGUUAGGAAUUCGACCGCAUUAUGAUAGAGGCAGAGUGCAGAAUAAAGGUUUUGUUGGGCAAGGACGUUGCAAAAUGCAGGUUGACGCUCUUUUCUGCUUAGAAGAGGUAGCGUGUGGAAGGCAUGUUGGUUUUGCCAUGAAUAGAAUUGAAACUCGAAAGAACACGUCUUCCUUCCUUGUAUUCGUUUGUAUAGAGCCGCGCACCUUGUAUUCGUUUUGGCUUCUGCCUUUAAGCCUCAAGGCAUAUUGCAGGUCGCGUUUCCUCUUCCCCCACGUUUCUAUGACAUAGGACACGAGGCUUUCCUCCACUUCCCGAGUAUUGGCUGCUGGGCGGGACUGGAAGACACGUGACUUUUUAGCAGCAUUUGUUAACUAUUACAGUGAAGACAUAGAUGAUAAAUCAAUAGUAAUUACUUCCUGCCAAAA